Messenger RNA from Aspergillus homomorphus CBS 101889, 2137 nucleotides. Its product is annotated as cation:proton antiporter. Gene Ontology annotation, biological process: proton transmembrane transport. The transcript is spliced from 2 exons. The coding region runs from base 180 to 1973 and encodes 597 amino acids. Gene Ontology annotation, molecular function: antiporter activity. Gene Ontology annotation, cellular component: membrane. NCBI's taxonomy places the organism in Eukaryota, Fungi, Ascomycota, Eurotiomycetes, Eurotiales, Aspergillaceae. The record is from RefSeq and is a predicted model, not a curated record.
UCAAGAAUUAUAGCCCCUCAAAGUCCGAAUUCUGUACGAGAGUCAAGAUGCAUCUCAUAGAUGGAGUCUUCUAGCAUCAAGAAAUCAAAACCUGAUCGGCUCAAACAAUUAUUACCAGACAUAUAGCAAAACCAUCCACACCCCAUUAUAAGAAUUCCAAGUGAAACAAGGUCAUCACCAUGCCCUCCACAGAAACAGCAUUUGCAUACGAGGAACCAGCCAUCGGAACCAUCCUCAGUCAAUCCGGAUUUCUUCUGGUCCUCAACCUCGUCAAUGUCUGCCUGGACAAACUGCUCUACUGCGGGCUUAUCGGCCAACUCUUCGUCGGCAUCCUUUGGGGCACGCCCGGCGCAAAAUGGCUCCCGGACGACGCAGAGACCGUGAUCCAACAGCUCGGGUACCUGGGCUUGAUUCUCCUGGUCUAUGAAGGUGGUCUCUCGACCUCGCUUUCUUCGCUUAGGCAGAACCUCUUCCUCUCGGUGGCCGUGGCGCUGACCGGCAUCGGCACCCCCAUGGCCCUUUCCUUUAUCCUCCUGGAGCUGGUCUCGGCGACCCCCUUGCAAGCCUUUGCGGCGGGGGCGGCGCUCAGCGCGACCAGUCUGGGGACUACGUUCACCAUCCUCUCCACUACGGGCCUGGUCAAGACGCGGCUGGGUGUGGUCACGACGAGUGCGGCGAUGCUCGACGAUGUUGUGGGUUUGGUCAUGGUUCAGAUCAUCACGAAUCUUGAUAGUGGGAAUGAGUCCUUCAGUGCGGUGACUGUUGUCCGACCUAUCUGCGUAUCACUUGCCUUUGGCGUCGGCGUUGUACUUGCUUGUCGGUUUGGUGUCAAGCCUAUCCUGCAAGUGAUCUUGUCCCAUGAGGACAGGUUUCAUAGAGCUGUGAAGACGGUACAGUUUGCUUUUCUUGCUUAUACGUGUCUUUUGUUUGGGCUGGUGGCUGGUGCCACCUAUGCAGGGACAUCCAGCUUGUUUGCCGCAUACCUGGCGGGUGUGGCGACUACUUGGAUAAGCGACUUUUUGGAGCAGGGUUCAGGGUCGGAGCAUCCCGGUCGCUUGGAGUCUACUGAUGAGCACGAAUUGAGGUCCAUAGACCCUUCCCAGGACCACGCAUCCAGCCAGCGAGGUGCAACUUCCGAGCAGGCCGCACAAGUUGGUGUCUCACAAUCUGGUUCCACGGGUUUGUCUUCUGAAGAGUUUCCUACUGGUUCGCUGGUGUAUGAGAGAUACUAUGCGGAACCAGCCAAGAGAAUUCUCAUUCCUCUUUUCUUCGCCUCGAUUGGAUUCGCUGUUCCCAUCACGGAAAUGUUCAAGGGAGACAUAGUCUGGAGAGGCGUCAUCUACGCGAUUCUCAUGUUCUUCGGCAAGGUCGUCACAGGCACCUGGCUGGUCAGGUUCUCCUUGGGACCGGUUUCGAGCUUAGCUCGUUCAUUGACAACGUUCUUUGCGUACGUCAAACUGUGGUGUGCCCGGUCACCGCAAGCGAAGACAGCAAAAGCAAAGAACACGAAGUCAAAAGAAGAGGAAAGACGCCGGAAGCGUUCGGACACUGUCACUACAAAUCAGUCUUCCAGCAACAAAUCGUCAGCAUCGAACGGCAAUAAUUCUUCUGAAGGGAAUCUCACUAGCUCGGCUGCGGGGAUACAUCAAGGUCAACCCGAACACACUAGGUCCGCCAGCUCUCUUCCUCCCAAACCCAAAUCUCUCUAUCCGCCGUCGGUACUGGGUCUGGCAAUGGUGGCCCGAGGGGAGAUCGGCUAUCUCAUUGCGUCGCUUGCAGAAUCGAAGGGAAUUUUUGGUCAAGGCUCAACAGGCGGUUCUUCAGACACUUAUCUGGUCGUCGUCUGGGCGAUCUCGAUCUGCACCCUGCUUGGCCCCAUCUGCGUGGGUACGCUCGUGAGAAGGGUGAAGACCCUGCAGCACAAGCGGAUCAACUCGGGUGGGCCUGAUCCACUAGGCGUAUGGGGCAUCUGAAUCAUACAAGCUCCAUGAUGAUGGCUACCGGUAUAAGCUGGCUUCGAUCUGCUUGGAUUCAGUGAGGAACCCGGUAGCUGUAUGUCAUUCAGUGCUGUUAUAUUUAGAAAUGGAAGUACAGUACAUUGACUGUAGAGUGGCGAUGAACUGAAGCGCCCGACAAC